AUGAAUGAUCUCUCUUGGCGAAACAGUUUGAAACCUACCGAUUUGGUAAGAUGUAGCGGUACGUAUGGUCACAAGGUCAUUCCCGAAUUCCUUGCCUCGGGGAAAAUGCCAGAAAUCAAGUGUCAUCUUCGAGGUUGUCCAUCGUGGGUACCGAAGACUACUCGCGAUGGGAACAAAUGGCCUCUGAACAUCCCUUAUACGCUUCCUGGACAGACCGCAGAUAACGCACACGAUCAAUUGGUUUGCAGUUUCCGAUGUGGCUUUGACUGCCUAACCAAGACCGAUGAAGACAAAACUAAAGUCCGUAUUGACCAGGGUGGGAAAUUGAUCACGAAACCACCCAAAAGACGAUCUGUCAAAUCGACGACCACCGCUUCUGGUUCUGCGAGUGGAAGUUCAGCUGCCGGUCCUACCCUCCCAAGACUGCCGGCGUCGCCAUCAAGUACAGAUGUCGAGAUACCUCCACCAGAUAGAAUGAUCACUGAUCUUACUCAUGACAAUUGGACUGACGGACCGAUAGCUGAGAUAUACGCAGAUUUCAUCCCCUCCCAAGAUCAUUCCAACAGCCAGAUCGAACCUUCUUUCCAGCAGAAAAGGCACACUCGCGAAGGUCGAAUGGAAUGGUUGAAAAGCAGACAAGCAAAGAUGGUCGAAGAUAACAAUAGGAAAUAUGGUUUGUAUCUCGAAAGUGAUUUUAGGGACAUACAAUUCAAAGAGGAUUAUCCUGGUCUCACCAGAACAGAUGAGGAUUGUUAUUACGACAGAUGUCCUUCUAAGAUCUCUCGUAUUGCCGGCAAAGAACAAUUGUGGCAAUUCAAUGUUAGAACCAAUGAUGGACAACUCAAGGGGACUUGUUCACAUGAACAUCAUGCUGAAGCUAUGGUCGAAGAGAUGGGUCGACAAAGCUUCCGAGAUAGAUUUAAAUCUUUUUUACAAGGUCAAAGAUCAUCAUUUCCCACAUCAGCUGGGGUAAACCCUUUCUUCAGUGAUAUGACCGGAUAUAGUGGUUUACCCCAAUAUACAUCAUCGUACACUGGUUCGCCAACCCAAGGUCAAGGCGGGUUCGAACCCCCCAAAAGACGUCGAACGGGUGGUUCGGUGAGGUCUGAUUCUGGGGCUUACUCGGUAGAUGGGUAUACGAUGAGUCACGCGGGUUCGGGUUCGGCUUCCGGGAGGUUCUUCCCUCCUUCAUCUUCGAUGGGUCCACCUAGGAUCUAA
Molecule: messenger RNA, 1218 nt
Organism: Kwoniella mangroviensis CBS 8507
Lineage: Eukaryota; Fungi; Basidiomycota; Tremellomycetes; Tremellales; Cryptococcaceae
Exons: 1
Coding region: 1-1218 (405 amino acids)
Source: RefSeq, a predicted model, not a curated record